AUGGCCAUGCUAACAUAUCUGGGGAAAGGAGCAAUGCGAUCUGCAAAGGCAAAGGUCAAGACAGCCAGUGAGCUAAAAAGCUCCAUAAACAAAGGCUGCAACCCUUUGUCACCAGCGGAGAUUUUAGAUUCUAUUGCUCAAACAGCCCCAGAAGAGCAGACAAAUGAUGCUCUUAACAGUAUUGAGAAUUCCAUUUACAGAACAGCUUUCAAAUUACGAUCUGUGCAAACUCUGUGUCAAUUGGACUUGAUCGACAGCUCCCUAGUCCAUCACCUCCUACGACACCAACGCUUCUGGGAACUGAGAGAGAGCGUCCUCUCUGUGCAGCAACUUUUCCAGACUCUCCAGGAGCUAUUUGAGAGAGUCCGAGUGGAAAAACCAGGACAGAUGCAUCCCAGAUCUUCAGAACUCACUUUGAGCCUUCUUAUGGCCAUGUAUGACAGCACCGGGACGGGUUUUCUCAAGCUGACGUCUGCAGCUGCUGCCCUCAUUGCGCUCUCUGGGGACAGUCCUCUAACCAAAUACAGAGCUCUUUUUCAGCUCUAUGCAGAAAACAACAGGGGCCGUUAUGAAUCUGAGCCACGCAUGACACGAAGGAUUCUGAGGAACCUGCUAACUGAUCUUCAUCAGAUCCCAACUGUGGUGGGGGAGAGCCGUGCUCUGUGCUCUGUGGAAAGCGCUACACGCAGCUGCUUUCAGGGGGUGCUGAGCCCAACGAUCAAAGAGGAGAAAUUCUUAAGCUGGCUGCAGUCUGAGCCACCCAUCCUGCUGUGGCUGCCCACCGCCUACCGGCUAUCCAUCACGGAGGCGGUCACUCACCCGGUUCGGUGCAGCCUCUGCAGCAACUUCCCCAUCACAGGACUGAGAUAUCGCUGUCUGAAGUGCCUCAACUUUGACAUCUGCCAGAUGUGCUUCUUGUCUGGUGUUCACAGCAAGUCCCACCAGAAGUCGCAUCCCGUGAUUGAGCACUGCGUCCAGAUUUCAGCCAAGGAGAACACAAAACUCCUGCUUAGGACGCUUCGAAACAACCUGCUCCAAGGACGCUGCAGGAGAAAGGAAGCAGAGAGGAGGCAGCGGCUGCUGGCCCAGGUGGAGCCCGAGGGCGUGGCUCACCAUGCACAGGCCAGAUUAUUUAAAAGACAGUUAAACCGAUGCAAAGACAAAUUGCAAGCACUGUACACCUCCCAGGAAGAAAAAAGUUGCAUAUUUGAAACAAAGAUUCACCAGCUCACAACCAACCAGGAAAGCCUUUGGGCCAGGAUUCAGCAGAUGGGACAGGACCUCCAGGCAGUGUUGUUGCAGCCACUUCCUCCUUCAUCUUCUUCCUGUCAGAACACAGCUUUGAAGAGUGAGCAUUCUUUGGCUGAACGGUUUUGGAGGAAAGAUGAUCUUUCCCAGGUUAAGAGCAAUGCUGAGGAGGGCUCAGGAGGGAAUCCUGUUCUUAAUGCCUCUGUAGUUGGUGGAAAUGACCAACAUCAGACUAAUACAGAAAGAGCUCCACUGAACCCAGAAUCAUCACAAGGCAGUUUGCAGGAAAGGUCAAGGCCAAGCAGCAGAAAACAAAGCCAUGCCCACAAGACGCAGAAGGAAACCUUUCUGGGUACUCAGGAGAGAUCACUGCGGGACAUCCCCCCGGUUGUCCCUGCUGCAAUGAGCAGUUCUGCUCUGGCAUCUGCUGAAAGAAGGAAGACUGCUAAUACUGAAGAGAGGGAGGAUGAGUUGGGGGAAGAAGACUUGCAAGAAUUCCUGUCAAAAUGUAUGGACGCUUUCACUCUUAAAAUGACAUCAGGUUCCCAGGCUUCGGUAAACACGGACCUGUACUUUGGAGCUGAGAAGGUGGGCAGGGCUUUCUCUGCCCUGAUUGAUCAAAUCACCUUACCCAGCCUGAAGUGA
This is a messenger RNA of Elephantulus edwardii (Cape elephant shrew), 1893 nucleotides long. It is a transcript of the gene DYTN, whose product is annotated as dystrotelin. The record is from RefSeq and is a predicted model, not a curated record. The transcript is spliced from 13 exons. Gene Ontology annotation, molecular function: zinc ion binding. Lineage: Eukaryota; Metazoa; Chordata; Mammalia; Macroscelidea; Macroscelididae. Gene Ontology annotation, biological process: synaptic signaling. Gene Ontology annotation, cellular component: plasma membrane. Bases 1 to 1893 code for a protein of 630 amino acids.